This is a messenger RNA of Amphiprion ocellaris (clown anemonefish), 1572 nucleotides long. RefSeq lists its product as uncharacterized. The coding region runs from base 122 to 1444 and encodes 440 amino acids. NCBI's taxonomy places the organism in Eukaryota, Metazoa, Chordata, Actinopteri, Pomacentridae. The record is from RefSeq and is a predicted model, not a curated record. Gene Ontology annotation, molecular function: signaling receptor activity. The transcript is spliced from 7 exons.
CGCAGAUUAAUCAGUAAACUCAUUCCAAGUGUUCGACUGGACUUUAUGGCCAAGACAGGGAGAUAUUUACAGGAGAGCUUUUCUUUCUGAGCUGCUCACAGUUCAUCACCGCAGUCUGAGGAUGUUCAAACUAGUCCUGCUGUUCCUGACAGUGUCAGGCCUCCAAUCUGCUCCAGUCGAAGCCCCCAAAGGUCUGCAGAAGUCGACCCAUCAGCUGCCUGAUGACAUUCAACAGGGUACUGAACACUCCGACAUCCAUAAACCGAUUCCUGUCAGCUUCAGACAAGGUACCGAGCCCUCCAGAAGGUUCCUGGUUAAUCUGGACACCGGCCUGGUGCAGGAACACGUCAGCGAGAUGGAAAGGAGAGUAGUCCCAGCUGAUGUUCCAGUUCAGAGGAAUGCUGCUGGUUGGGUCCGUGUGCAGGAACCUUCAACUUCUCAUCUCCCAGCCGGUUUCAGACAGGGAACAGAACCCGUGAAGUCGAUUCCAGACGGCUUCAGACAGGGAACAGAACCCAUGAUGUCAGCCUCAGAUGACCUUAGAAUAGUAGCUGGGCCUUUGAUGUCUAUCCCAGCUGGUUUUAGACAAGGAACAGAACCUUCUGUUCACAUCCCAGAAGGCUUUAAGCAGGGAACUGAACCCUCUCUUCCUAACCAAGAUGGUUUCAGGCAGGGAGCAGAACCUGUGAAGUCGAUUCCAGCUGGUUUCAGACAAGGAACCAAACCUGUGAAGUCUAUUCCAGUCAGUUUCAGGCAGAGAACCGAACCUGUGAAGUCGAUUCCAGCUGGUUUCAGACAGGGAACCGAACCCGUGAAGUCAGCCUCAGAUGACCAUAGAAUAGCCGCAGAGCCUUUGAUGUCUAUCCCAGCUGGUUUUAGACAAGGAACAGAACCUUCUGUUCACAUCCCAGAAGGCUUUAAGCAGGGAAGUGAACCCUCUCUUCAUAUCCCUAAUGGUUUCAGACAGGGCACUGAACCCAUUCUUACAAUCCCAGAGGGCUUUAGACAGGGAACAGAACCAUCCUCCUCCAGAACACAGACAGUAGCAUGUAAGGGAGAGAUCAUCAAUGGAAACUGCUAUGAGUUCAACCCAACACCACUGGCCUUCCAGGACGCACAGGCUCAGUGCAGAGCUGUGGCCCCAAAUGCUGAGCUUGCAUCUGUUACCAGCGUUGAUCUGCAAUCCCGACUGGUUUCUCUGGUGACCAACGGUGGAGAGAGCCACCCUGUGUUGACCUGGCUGGGAGCCACGAUCAAGAAGCAGCAGGCGUCGUGGUUGGACGGGUCAGAGUGGAGCUACAGCGACUGGAUGCCGGGUCACCCUAACGUUCACACCGAUAAACCUGUCUGUGUGGAGAUGUUCAAGAUCAAUGAGAGCUGGUGGACUGCCGCCGACUGUGAACUGAAGAGAGCCUCCAUCUGCUCGUAUCAGAUCGCUGCAUGAAAACCACAAAGAAACUCAGCGUGACAGAAAAGCCAUCUUGAUUUGUUUCUCACUGAAGCACAGUUUAUUACUUUGGGCUUCCUACCGAACCAUCUGCUUGUGUGGGAAUAAAGCUUUGCUGAAUGACA